This is a messenger RNA of Gadus macrocephalus (Pacific cod), 2550 nucleotides long. Its product is annotated as diacylglycerol O-acyltransferase 1-like. The record is from RefSeq and is a predicted model, not a curated record. Gene Ontology annotation, biological process: triglyceride biosynthetic process. Gene Ontology annotation, cellular component: endoplasmic reticulum membrane. The transcript has 17 exons. The coding region runs from base 548 to 1951 and encodes 467 amino acids. NCBI's taxonomy places the organism in Eukaryota, Metazoa, Chordata, Actinopteri, Gadiformes, Gadidae. Gene Ontology annotation, molecular function: diacylglycerol O-acyltransferase activity.
AUUUUUUAUAGAGGCGUACAAGUGCACCUGAUUAGAGCCGUGAAAAUACGCAUGUGAACUGCGGAGUAGACGAGAGCGAAUAUGCAUUGAAGCAAUUAUUUUAUCGGGUGGUUAGCACUGGUUGGGACGAGCCGUUUUGUUGUGGUACCAACCUGCACCGGUGUGAUGCUAGGCGGAGAGGAAAAGCUAGCUCCGGGUACCAAUAGGGUUGCUUGAAAUUGUACUCUAUUACAGAUGACAUUAUUCUGCAUUCAACAAAACAUUGGCCCACGGUAAAGUGUCGUCUUAGUCCGGACAUUUUUAGUUUCAAGGUUAGCAAAAUUAUAGGCUACAUCAUCGGAUUAAACCCCAAAUGCGUUAAAAAGCAAAAUAAUGUUUUUUUUUUUGUGUAAUUAGUAGACUAUAAAGUAAUUUGCAUGUAUUUUGUCUCCGCAAAAAUGCUUUGCAUACAAAUCUCCUUUUUAGGAAUAUGAGAUUUAUCUUGGCUGUCCACUCUUCUAAACCAUAGGUUUUUGGUUUAGUUCUGCAACGUUAAUCAGAACGACAAAUGGCUAAUACAGCCAGAAAGAGAUUUCUUUCUGUGUGCACUUCUUUUUCUGACGAAGAAGAGAUAGCAAGUCUCUGUCAAAAUGCCUGUGGUCCUGAUGCCAACCCCCAAGAACAACAGCAUCCUUAUGAAGCCAUGCUGUGCUGCCAUCGCCUCCACGACUCCCUGCUGAGCUCUGACAGCCGCUUCACAGCUUACAGAGGCAUUCUCAACUGGAUCAUUAUCCUCCUGGUGUUGACUCAUGCUCACUUGUUUCUGGAAAACUUUAUACAACAUGGGUUUUUGAUAGACUUGAAGAAGAUAAUGGAACAUCUGACCGAAAAUAACCUCAACUGGCCGUCUUUGAACCUUAUCCUGGCUGCCAACGUUUUUGCUGUAACAGCUUUGCUUCUGGAACAUUCCCAAGAGAAGGGGAAAUUGUCCUCUAGCCAUGCUCAUUGUUUACAUCUAGCAAACCUCGGACUACUUAUGAUGAUUUCUGCUCUUCCAACUCUGCUUUACCCUACAAUAUCAACAGGAGGUGCAUUCUUCACUCUGUGGUCCUACACUGUGCUGGGCCUGAAGCUGUAUUCGUACCACGAAACAAAUCGAUGGUACAGACAGGAAGAAGAGAAGAAUGAAUCAUGCUCGCCAAAAUCAGCUGAUGAACAUCUUACUUUUAAAGACCUUUACUACUUUCUGUUGGCCCCAACUCUUUGCUACCAGAGGGACUUUCCCCGUAGUCCCAAGGUUCGCAUGAGCAAUCUGCUGCACAGGCUUCUGGAAAUGGUGAUUCUCAUUCAGAUCAUGGUUGGAAUCGUACAGCAGUGGAUUGAGCCCAUCUUCCAGCGGUCAGAAAAUUCAUUCUCCACCAUGGACUUUACAAUGAGAGUAGAGCACUUGGUUGGACUUGUGGCACCCACCCAUUUCCUGUGGCUUCUGCUGUUCUUCUUGUGCCAUUCCUACCUCAACCUGUGUGCCGAGGUCCUGCGCUUUGGGGACCGUCAUUUUUAUGGAGACUGGUGGAACGCUUCGUCUCUGAUAACCCUCUGGAGGAACUGGAACAUUCCCUUUCAGAAAUGGGGCUACAGACAUAUGUACACACGGCUGGUGGAGGCAAAUGUAUGCCCCUGGCAAGCAGAGUUAUUGGUCUUCCUGUUGUCUGCCGUUCUCUGUGAGUAUGUGAUUGCGCUACCUCUUCACAGCUGUCGAAUGUGGAUCUUUCUCACAAUGGUAUUUGAGCUUCUGGUCACUGUUUUCCUCGGACGAUAUUUCACGGGGAACUAUGGCAAUGGCCUGGUGUGGCUGUGUCUGCUGCUGGGACCUCCCCUGGCAGUGACCAUGUACUUUCACGACCAUUACUUGGCCUUCGUCAUCACCACCAACAGCAGCUCUCCCCAUCAUCAUCCUCAGUCAGGACAGUAACAACACCAUCCUGACUGUAACCUGAUUAUCGUGGGUCUCUGUCUGUGGAUGCGCGGACCUGAAGUCUUCCUCUUUUUCAUAUAUUUUUUUUUUUACCAAGUAACAGCAAGACUGAGCAACUUUUGCACCAAUUAUAUAAGGGUGAAGGAAUUAAGCAGCCAUGAAGGCAAUAAAGAUGCAAAAAAAGGUUAAACAGAACUGCGGGACAAGUUGUUUGUUUGAAAAAUUGUAUGUAUGAGUAAAACAUGGAAAAUAAAGCUGCUGCUUUGUUUAUUGUCAUCUGAUCGUAUCGGGCUCUGUUUAAUCAUCUAACGAGUCUCAUACAUAAUCAUUAGGACAUUUAAGAAAUGUACUCCUGGUCAUACAAGUUCAAACAUGGAGGUGUUAAGCAUGUUAACGUUGGUUAUUUCAUCAUGUGUUGUACUGCCUUAGUAAUAACGUAUUACAAAGUAUAUUUAUUUAUUUAUUCUGUUUUUGAUAAUACAUUAUUGAGAACAUUUCAAUUUAAUGAAAACGUCCCUGACAAUCUAACUACAGUUUAAUUAAUAAAGUGGUUGUUUUGUCUGUGUUAUGUUAUUAAAUUGUCUUUGUUAUUGCCA